AUGACGCGCCCGAUUGUCUAUAGCGUCGCCCUCGGCGUCUUUGUGUGUACAACGGUCAUGACCAUAGUGUCUAUCUUGACGCCGCAUUGGGUCACGUAUUCCGUCACCGCAGACACGGGCUCAACGUUUAAGAAAUACAUUGGACUUCAUCAGAGUUGCUCCUCCGUCGACGAUCCCUCGUGUCGACCCUUCCCUAACGACGAUGACUGCCGCGACGAUCAGUUCUUCUGCUCCAUGUGGAGGAGCAGCGGAUUCCUCAUCUCAUUUGCUACAAUCGUUGAGCUCGCAACCCUUAUCACUUUCCUCGUCGUGAUGGCCGGCGGCAAGUACAAGCGCGAGACGGGCUGGAAACUGAUCGGCUUCCUUUUACUUGCUGACGCCGCCGUCGAGUUCGCGAGUAUGGGCAUCGUGGCCUAUCUCUUCGAUACCGAUUCCCAAUUCAUCAUUCCUGGCUGGUCUCUGGAUUGGUCUUGGAUCCUGUGCACUAUCAGCGGGUCCGUAUCUGUUCUGAUUGCGAUAAGUCUGGCUGCCUCUUCUUGGUUGCUGCCGCCCGAAGACGACUACGAAUAUCUCGAGGAUCCAAUCGACGCCUAA
Daldinia childiae is the source of this 594-nucleotide messenger RNA. RefSeq names its product putative lysine-sensitive aspartokinase 3 protein. Bases 1 to 594 code for a protein of 197 amino acids. Lineage: Eukaryota; Fungi; Ascomycota; Sordariomycetes; Xylariales; Hypoxylaceae. The record is from RefSeq and is a predicted model, not a curated record. The transcript has 3 exons.